AUAAAAUGAAAUCAAUAUUGAAUAUAAACGAAGCACAAGAAUUGAGAUACUGGAAAGGAACCUGGAGACUAAUAGAAUUGUUGCAUAUCAUUCGUUGCCCAGCAAAAAUACUUGUUGAAUCUGGUAUAACAUCAAGAUAUUUAACCAGAACUAGUAAUAUUGA
Molecule: messenger RNA, 163 nt
Organism: Dentiscutata erythropus
Lineage: Eukaryota; Fungi; Glomeromycota; Glomeromycetes; Diversisporales; Gigasporaceae
Source: the annotation of a GenBank genome assembly